GUAACCUAUUUAAAGAGCUCUGCAAACUCCUUCUCCCCCAAAAUCCCCCAAUUUCCGAUCAAAACCCUAAACCUCCAAUCCCUCCGAUCAAUGGCGGAAAUCGAGAUCCGUAAGGUCUGGGCGAGCAACCUCAUAUCGGAAUUCGGCCUAAUCAAAGGCUUCCUCGACCAAUUCCCGAUCAUCUCCAUGGACACCGAGUUCCCCGGCACCGUCUUCACCGUCAAAACCACCGCCCUCACCAAGCACCUCCUCUCCUCCCUCUCCGCCGCCGACACCUACGCCGUGAUGAAGCGCAACGUCGACGCCCUCCGCCUGAUCCAGCUCGGCCUCACCCUCUCCGACCCCGCCGGCGCCCUCCCCCUCCUCGCCGGCCGCCGCGUCGGCGCCUGGGAGUUCAAUUUCGCCGACUUCGACUCCGCCUCCGACCUCCACAACCCCGCCUCGCUCGCGCUCCUCCGCCGCCAGGGCAUCGACUUCGCCCAGAACCGCCUCGCCGGCAUCGACUCCCGCUCCUUCGCCGUCCUCUUCAAGCUCUCCGGCCUCCACCUCAACCGCCGCCUCGCCUGGGUGACGUUCCACGGCGCCUACGACCUGGGGUUCAUGGUGAAGAUCCUCACCGGCGGCCGCCUCCUCCCCAGCGCCCUCCCCGAGUUCGUGGAGCUCGUGGACUUGCACUUCGGCCCCAGGGUGUACGACGUGAAGCCCGUGGCCCGGGCCUGCGGCCUGCACGGGGGGCUCGAGGCCAUCGGGAAGAGGAUGGGCCUCGAGCGGGCCCUCGGGAGGAGCCACCAGGCCGGCUCCGAUAGCUUGCUCACAAUGCUGGUUUUUGUGGAAUUGAUGAAGAGAUUUGGGAAAGAGAAGCAGAUCAUGAAGGAUUUUAAUUAUGUGUUUUUUGGGUUAACUGAGACUCUGCUUCACUAUGAAGGUGUUCAUUGAAUUCAUCAAUGCUCUUGUUUCAAAGCAUGUUAAUGCUUGAAACUAUAAAAUUAUAAACAUAUUUUCUUUCAA
This is a messenger RNA of Salvia hispanica, 1008 nucleotides long. The record is from RefSeq and is a predicted model, not a curated record. NCBI's taxonomy places the organism in Eukaryota, Viridiplantae, Streptophyta, Magnoliopsida, Lamiales, Lamiaceae.